CUGAGAUAGGUAUGUAGGUAAAGAAAAAUUCUCUAGAAUACAGGCGAUCUGAGCUGUAGUUGACAGUGGUAUCUAUGUAGUGCUUUGAAUUUCUCUGAUGAAAAGAGAACAGAGCCCUGAAGAUAUGAGAAGUCGGACUAGCUGGGUUUUUCUUUUGUCAUGCCACGCCUCUCGUGUAGCACUGGCGCCGGCCGCUAAAAAAGAGCCCUGAAGAUAGUCCUGCCAAUGCGUGAUGUAGUUUUUUAAGAAUGGCUGCUGGAAGCCGCGCAAUUAAGCGAAAACUUUCGACGGUGGAUACGCGCUGUGACCGAGAAUUUUCUGACUCUGAAGUAAGCGCAGUGUAGUUUAGGACACAUUUUUCGGCAGCUGAUUGGUCUGCGCGUGAGUUUAUCCUCCGCAGACUCCGCUAGCGAGCAUUGCGCGUUUUGCAAAAUUCUGUUCUACGUCUGUGGGAAUGGAAAACUUCCGCACCGGAGUCGGGGUCGACUUGAUCGUGACUGCAAUUUAGAGAGCGUGAGUAGAAAGUAUUUGGGUCGAUAUUCGUCGUGUCGUCGAGAGAAAAAUAAGUCAGGGAAGGAUUCGAUCUUCGUAAAGGGGACAGCACCCGACCUGGGGGAUACAUACAUUGUGCUUUGAGAAAUAGACAUACUGUCGCUUCGCAUCAAAACAAUCCUACCAACAGGACCACACUCGAUAAAUUGAGUUAUCGCAUUCGUCGCCUUUUACUGCUAUCGUAGAGUGCGUAAGGGAGAAGCAGGAAAGUAUACGAACACUCGUCGUAUGUGUAUGAAUCCGUAAACCUCAUGCAAUGAUACUUACCAUACGAGUAGCAGACUGGGUUCUUGUAGCGUUUGCGCGCGCGUUGGCAAAAGUGCCGUAGAAAGGUCUGUACUCGUAGGUAUCGAUCGAUCGAGAGGAAAGCCUUUGCGCGGCCUUUUCGAUUUUCUACCAACACAGGAUGGGCGGAGUUUGUUGCUGUUUCGUGCCGGAUGACGCUCCGGACGAGAUGACAAACCUGUACACGGACAAGAGAGGUAAUUUAGGCACAUAGUGCGAUAGGUUUUGUGCGCGGAUGCCUACUUACCAAAGUGAUCGACAUGAUAGGUGGAUGUCCCCUUUUUGUUUGGAAUGGUGCAUGACCAGGUAGUACUGAUGUUUGCACACGAACAAAAAUACAGGUGCGGGAUUUGGGAAAAUGAUGAAAGAAGAAUAUGAGACCGUGGAGACGGGCUACACAAAGGAAGAGUACGACAUGGGCUUGGAUGAGGUAUUCGCUUUACUGCGUUUCCACAAUCGAUCAUCACGCAUUUGUUCAGUUUUAUCUUGUAGUGCAUGAGAUCAGUAGGAGGAGACAUCGAUAUCGAAGGAACAAGCUUCGAUAAUAUGCAACAUCGCAUAAAACAAAUCAACAAAAACAGCAAUCCGAGACGGUGUGGCAAGUCGGGGCGACGUACGCGUGACACUGCGCGCAUUUCACCGUAGUUGUGGGAUGUGCUACUUUAUUCCCUCGAAAAGAGUAUAAAAAUUGGACUUGAGACUUUCUGUAUCAAACCGGUUCUUUUGUACAAAUAUUUUUCUCUUACGACUGUACCAAAAAUGCCAAAUUAAAGGCGCCUUCGCUUUAUUUCCAAUCUGUGCUUGAAUUGGCUAUCUACUCGCAGUCUAUCCUACAAAACUAGUUUCAUCUUGGCAAUGACAAGCGCAUCUUCGCAGUUGAUUUAGUGAUGCGACUGGUACUACCGACAGGCUACGGGCAUUGGUUUGUCAGGAAUACCGGUCCUAGCAAAAUUGAUUGUUUUCGGCACUUUCCUUUUCCUAUGUAUGUACAAGUAUUCCGCGAAAACAAAAUUAGAUAAACGUAUCCAAGAUAAAAAUGUAAAACUCUCGAGAGCAUGAGCAAAACGCGCACCCUCUUGCUUUAGAUUGAUGGAACAACUGCUCACUGCCUCACCGCUUGUUGUCCAAGUAGCGACGACUACCGCAUCCGAGCUGACACAGUGUCGUGUGUGGCCUCUCUCCUAUUGUUCGUAGGACCAACUCUCUCUCGCUGCGUAAUCGUAUAACUCUCAUUCUCAAUGUCGCUCGUGCUCAAAAUAUACUGUGAAUAGGCCGUGCCGUUUUUGUCGUUGGCUGCUUUCCAUGAAUGGAUGAGAGGGCUGUAGAAGAGAAAGUCGUCG
Molecule: messenger RNA, 2177 nt
Organism: Amoebophrya sp. A120
Lineage: Eukaryota; Dinophyceae; Syndiniales; Amoebophryaceae
Source: the annotation of a GenBank genome assembly